AUUUAAUGGAAUCAACAUAGUUAGACUUUAAGAUAGACAUAUAACCUAAAAGAGUUACAGAUCAUAUAGAGCCUGAUUUAGAUCUUACUGUUGACAAAUAUGAUUCAGUUUAUUAAAAUAAUCAACAAGAAGAAGAAAUAGAAGUAGCUAAUGUAAAUUAAACGACUAAUUAAAUAAGAAAGAUCUUUUAGUCCAAUAAUAUGAUAUAACAGAAGCUGCUCAUCCUAUAAUUUGUAUAGCUGCUGUUAUACUAACAGGGCUACCAGGAUUGAGCUUUAUUGUUUUAGAGGAUAUGUUAAACACAUAUGUGUUAGUUGGAUUAUUAUAAUUAAUUCAGUUUAUUUUGAUGAAGAAUUAUUUUGGAAAACAAUUGGUUGGGUUAAGUUGGUGGAUUGAAAUAAAAGGGGAACAAUGGAAUGUUUAAACUUAAACAUAAGAAAAGAAUAAAAAAGUAGAUUAAUGCUUUUUUUGGGCGUGUAUUGUUUAUGGAAAUAUAUUUUGGGCUGUGAUAUUUUUAGGAGACUUUCUUGGAUUAAAAACUUAUUGGGUAAUGAAUAUAGAUUAUAUAUAUAUUAAGUUGCCAUUGUCAUUGAUAUGCCUAUUAUCAUCUGGUGUAAAUUUACAUGGAUUUUAUAAAUGUAGAGGUGAUCAUAAGAGAAAGUUAUAAGAAUUAAAAAGAGAGAUGGCAAGGAGUGGUUUGAAUAUAGUAGGGAUGAUUUUGAAAUGAGA
Molecule: messenger RNA, 729 nt
Organism: Paramecium sonneborni
Lineage: Eukaryota; Ciliophora; Oligohymenophorea; Peniculida; Parameciidae
Source: the annotation of a GenBank genome assembly